CUCUCUCUCUCUCUCUCUCAUUACUACUGUAUUAUUCUAGUUGGGAAGAGAGAGGUUGUGGUGUCAAAAUGCCGUUAUCCAGAGCCCCAACCGCCUCUAGGCUUCCCAUCGCAAUCCCUUCUCUACCGAUUCCAGAGGAUUUCAAUUGUAGAAGCUUCAAGAUGGAAAGGGGUAUGAACUUAUGCAACCGGAAAAUUGCAGAAUACAAGAAAUCUAGAAAGCUUGAUUUUGUGACCCAUGUUGUUUACGGCAACAGUGAUGAUUCAGUUGGAAUUGAUGUUCCAUUUCCUAAUGAUUAUUCAGAACUUCUUGAGCAAGCAAAAGAAGCCACUGAAUUGGCUUUGAAGGAUAAUAAACAGUUGAUGGAGAUUGAAUUUCCAACUGCUGGACUUGAAUCUGUACCAGGUGAUGCUGAAGGUGGUACAGAAAUGACUGGAAGUAUGCAAUUGAUUCGUGAGUUUUGCGACCUCUUCGUCAUUCCUGAAAAGGCUACACGGACCAGAAUAUUUUUCCCAGAGGCUAAUGAGGUUAAAUUUGCAAGACAAUCAGUUUUUGGAGGAGCUUCAUUUAAGUUGGACUAUCUCACAAAGCCAUCAUUCCUUGAGGAUUUUGGUUUUGUCUCAAAAGUUAAAAUGGCUGACCGCGUGAAGCCAGAAGAUGAAAUGUUCCUCGUUGCCUAUCCAUAUUAUAACGUCAAUGAGAUGCUUGUUGUGGAAGAGCUUUACAAUGAAGCUGUUGCAAAGACCACCCGGAAACUGAUUAUCUUCAAUGGAGAACUUGACCGCAUCAGAUCAGGGUAUUAUCCACCGUUCUUUUACCCAAAGCUUGCAGCACUUGCUACGACACUGUUUCCAAAGAUGGAGACUGUGUAUUACAUUCAUAAUUUUAAAGGAACCAGGGGAGGAACCCUUUUCAGGUGCUAUCCUGGUCCAUGGAAGGUACUCAGAAAAGUAAGAGGUAAAUAUGUUUGCUUACAUAAGCAGGGAGUGAUGCCGUCACUUAAAGAAGUUGCCUUGGAUAUUCUUCCAUCGGCCUGAACAUUCAGAAAAGAAAAUGGGUGACAUAUUUUUCCAUUAAUAGUUCGGUGACUUCUGUCAGAACAAAGAACCAAAAAUUCCUACGGCAUCUUUGUUGAAAAGGUACUCGGAAUGCAGAAGGCAGUUUCUGACCCUUGAUUGUUUGAGAUCAUACUUUACAAUGACAUCUUAAUAUGGCUUGCAUGAUGAAAGAUCACAACCUGGUUACUUCUGAUUGAUGAUUCCUGGUUUACUGUUUUUUUCUUUUGUCAUUUUCCUCCCCAAACUGCAUUUUACUACCAAUCCCCUGGGUCUUUUUCUUUUUAAAUUUCCAGAACCUCUAUAAGCUCUCUUCCAAGUGUGUUCCAUAAUAUAUAUUGCAGCAGAGGCCGUUUAGUGGUUCGUAGGAAGUUUGGGAUUUGCAUAUUUCUACAUUAGGGGUUUUUGAAAAGCUUCGAGUUUGCAUCCAUGUCAUGAAGGUGAUCCGAGUAAUUGUUCAAGUUGUUAUCUAUGUAUUUUGAUUUUCCAGCUUCCGUGGCUUUAAAUUUUGUGAGACUAUCAGUUUCUUGUAUAUUGGGCGCAGAUACAGAAUGCAAGUAUAGUUUGUUUCAUUAUGGAGAAAAAAAGGUGCAUUGUGCAUUAGAACAUUUAUGGUUACA
Molecule: messenger RNA, 1675 nt
Organism: Rhododendron vialii
Lineage: Eukaryota; Viridiplantae; Streptophyta; Magnoliopsida; Ericales; Ericaceae
Product: protein LPA3
Exons: 10
Coding region: 69-1037 (322 amino acids)
Source: RefSeq, a predicted model, not a curated record